AUGUCUUCGAAACGAAAAGUGCUUUUGAUGGGCAAAAGUGGCUCUGGUAAAACUUCGAUGCGUUCGAUCAUUUUUGCCAAUUACAUUGCCAGAGAUUGCUCUCGCCUCGGGCCAACUAUUGAAGUCGAACAUGCUCAUGUCAAGUUUCUUGGUAACAUGGUGCUCCAUUUGUGGGACUGUGGAGGCCAAGAAUCGUUCAUGGAGAACUUCCUUGUUUCUCAAAAAGAUCAAAUUUUCAAAAACGUCCAAGUGCUCAUAUAUGUAUUUGACGUCGAGAGUCGUGAAUUUGAAAAGGAUCUCAGAUACUACCAGUCGUGUUUGGAAGCACUGCUUCAGAACUCUCCAAACGCACAAGUCUUCUGCCUCAUCCACAAAAUGGAUCUGAUCGAAGAAGACAAGCGCGAAGAAACAUUCAAGCGGCGUGAAGCGGAAGUGCUUCGUUACAGUGAGCUGGCAGCAACACCUCUUCAAAGUGAGCGGCAAAACGCUGUAUGCCAGUGCUUCAAAAGCAGUAUUUGGGACGAGACUUUGUACAAAGCCUGGUCGGCAAUAGUAUAUCAUUUGGUUCCAAACGUGGGCACAAUGGAAGAUAAGCUCAAAAAGUUCGGAGCGAUUCUGGACGCUGACGAAAUUAUUCUUUUCGAACGGGCAACCUUCCUGGUGAUCGCACAUGCUGUUCUACGCGAACACAAGGAUCCUCAUAGGUUCGAAAAAGUUUCGAACAUCAUAAAACAGUUCAAGCUGUCGUGCACAAAAAUGGGUUCCAAACUCGACUCGAUUCAAGUUCGCAACAGUCAGUUCUCGGCAUUCAUUGAUUCGUUCACUCAGAAUACCUACGUCAUGAUCGUUGUACCUGAUGGAAACGCUUCUGCUCCGAUGAUCACAAUGAAUGUGAAAAACGCAAGAAAAGUGUUCGAAGCAAUCGAAACCAAACCCUAA
This is a messenger RNA of Caenorhabditis briggsae, 939 nucleotides long. RefSeq names its product Protein CBR-RAGA-1 (gene Cbr-raga-1). The transcript is spliced from 4 exons. Gene Ontology annotation, molecular function: GTPase activity; GTP binding. Bases 1 to 939 code for a protein of 312 amino acids. Lineage: Eukaryota; Metazoa; Nematoda; Chromadorea; Rhabditida; Rhabditidae. Gene Ontology annotation, cellular component: nucleus; lysosome; Gtr1-Gtr2 GTPase complex. Gene Ontology annotation, biological process: cellular response to starvation; positive regulation of TOR signaling; cellular response to amino acid stimulus. The record is from RefSeq and is a predicted model, not a curated record.